This is a messenger RNA of Cladocopium goreaui, 804 nucleotides long. The record is from the annotation of a GenBank genome assembly. NCBI's taxonomy places the organism in Eukaryota, Dinophyceae, Suessiales, Symbiodiniaceae.
AUGUGGCACGGCAUCCUGCUGUGCCUCGCCAUCGCCGCCGGUGAUGAUGCCGCCGACGUGGUGGACGUGCCGCAGCAGCUGAUGAGCGCGGAGAAAUUGCGGAGAAUACACCAAGCCGUGGAUAAGAAUAAGGAUGGGAAGGUCUCGGUGGCAGAGGUGGUGGACUUUGCGCGACAUAUGAAUCAGGUGAUCACCAGCAAGGAGGUGCAGGGCAUCCUCAACGAGUUGGACAAAGACCAGGAUGGCAAGUUGUCGUGGCAGGAACACCUGCAGGAUCUGCAUCGCUUUCACGACCCCCCGGAAGAUGCCGACGAGGAGAUGCUGAAAGAGUUCGAGACCAGAGUCGCCUUUGAAAAAGAGAAGUUCACAGCAGCUGACGUGGACAAAGACCAUUUCCUCAGUCCCGAAGAAGCAGUUUUCCUCUUCUUGCCAGAGACGCAUCCGGAAGUCUUAGAUGUGGUGGUCAAUGACAUCAUGAAGACCAAAGACAAGGAUGCAGAUGGUUACCUUAGCCCACAAGAGAUGUGGGAGUUUUCGGCCCAGGAAGGCCUCUCCGAAGAAGCGAUGGAGGAUUUCCAGAAACUCGACAAGGAUGGCAAUCACCUUCUAGACGCUCAGGAGGUGAGAGCCUGGGAGUCGGGCUUGUUCCACACCGAGUCUGAAAUGCUGCGACUCAUUGAGGUGGCGGACAAGGAUGGAGACAUGGAGGCGACUGCCGAAGAACUGGAAAAUGCCAGGGAAGACCUGGAAGACAGCUUGGCGCAAUACCACCUCAACGAGUGGGCUGAGCACAUUGAGUUGUGA